Messenger RNA from Botrytis cinerea B05.10, 2413 nucleotides. RefSeq lists its product as hypothetical. Lineage: Eukaryota; Fungi; Ascomycota; Leotiomycetes; Helotiales; Sclerotiniaceae. The record is from RefSeq and is a predicted model, not a curated record. The transcript is spliced from 5 exons. Bases 574 to 951 code for a protein of 125 amino acids.
GGCAUUUCUUUUCUUAUCCAUCAAGGGGACUUUUGUGUCUCUUCUUUCUGCCUUAAUGGCUGUCUGUGUUAUGAUAAUUCGCAGUGCCUUUUCACUUCCCAUAAUUAUUUGUAACCAUAGAUUCAAUUUACUUUCAUUCUAUCUUUCAACCUUAUCCUUGUAAUCCUAUUUCCUUUUUUUCCUUCAUAUUUCCUCCUGUUUGUUUCCAGCAAUUCAUAAGCUUCCUUGGAGCACAAAUUUACCAUCUUCACCCAGUCUCAACCUCGACCAAACAUGGAGCCUACUAUCCAAAUUCUUGCGUAAGACACUCUCAAAAAGCUCCAGAAUGUUCUGCGACGACGUAAGGAUAAUGAUAAAAAACUUAAAGAGAGAGAGAAGAAGCUUAGCAGAGAGUUUUAUUGACUUUUCCGGGUUGAUCUAAACAAUACACAGUUUUUGCAGCCAAUUGGUGCCGAAAAUACGAAAACUGGCAUUUAUUACAUCAGACGGAUAUUUAUCAGAUACUGCGAUCAUAUUGGUAUCGGUCAUUGAUGAACAGCUAUUUUUAAGCAGAAUUGCGAUCAAGGUACAAUAAUGCUAUUCCUCCAUUGGGUCUGCAAGACCUCUCUGGCGAAGAAGCGAAAGAAGGGGAAGAGAAAGUCUGUCAAUCAAUACUGGCGGGACUUCAAGAUGCUCUAUCAUCGGGUUAAUGACACAUUUUUUGAUACAAAUGAUUCGAAUGAGGCCAUUUUAAGUAUAGUGAUUAAUGGCACGCUAGAAGAUAAUUUCGGAUUAGAUAUUACUGCAAAAGCCAAGCCAGCGACCGGACCAGAUGAUUUACUUCUGUUGUUUGUCCAGCAUUGGGCUCGCGAUAAAUCUAUUUUGCCUACAAAGGACGAUCGACAUGAUAUAGUUACUAUAAUGCUGUUUCAAUCCUACACUGGCGGUCGACCUGCAGAGUUCGUUCAUUAAUCAAAGGGCAAAGCUAGCGAAGAUCCUUUUGGAAAGGCAGAGACCGAUAAAUAUGUGCGAUCUCGAGAGUCAACAUCUCACGAUUGGAACGAUAAGAGCGACAUCGAGGAUGCCGAUGAUUCUGAGUACGAUAAGCUUGACAACGAUAGAGACUGCAGAGAACCUGAUAGUAGUUACGGCACUCAUAGGGCAGAUAUUGCCAUAGCAGAUGACACAAGCGAAUGUCGUAUCAUUAAGAUUAGUGGAUCUGGGGAAUCGGUUCCGUAGACUUGUAUUGACGUAAAAUACAAUGAAUUUGGCGAGUCAAUACGACAGUACAAAGCACUCUGCUAUAAGGACAUCUGUCUCUGGAUAUUGCAGAAUCUCAGGUCUAUGGGAAGACACCUUGCUAUGGAAGUUCACUUACGGCAUCAUAAAAGUGUCGAUAAUAAGCCCAAACUCACGACCUUCUUAUUCUGGAAAAAUUCUCUACCGAUUCUUUGUCCGAUCUCUCACAUCCUGACACGCGCAAUCCGUGGUUAUGCAAUUCUCGUCUAUGGCUAUACAUCUGCCGAACCCUUCUUCACAACGGACCUUGGAAGUCAGGGUAUGAAAGCUAUGAAGGUACAUUGGAAACUAGAAUGGCUCAAAGGGCCAAUCUUCCGAAGGUCUGUUUGUUCCACUAAUGGCUGGGUGAAGUCAAAACAGAACCAAUGUCCUAUUCGACUUAUGCCUUUUAUAUUGACCGUCUAGGGAAGGAUGCUGGCUUUGAAGACAAGUUGAAAGCUAUUUCUUUCGCCGAGGUACUGCAAAUGCAGUUGAUGGUACGCAUUUUAUUGAUAUCUCUAUCUAAUUCUCUAGGAUAUAAGUAACUCAACUUCAAAGAAAGGAUGGAAAGAAGAUUUUUCUUGUUUUGUUUUCAGAUACUGGUGUUCUCAAAAGUGUAGACUUCAGACUUGUACAUUGUCAUAGGUUACGGAUAGUGAAAUCACCUCCUAACACCCCCGUAUCUUCCUUUAUUGGUGAUGUAAACCCCCACCACCAUCUUGUAUGGAUAUGACGUACCAAUUAAGAUCGGUACCUAUAAUGAAACUGUUCUCUGUCUGGGUAGCUUGGCUGAGCCCCAAGUUACUCUCAACUCUUGGGAUGCAGUGGUUCCGCAAAAACCACGUUGUUAUAGAACUCAACUUUCAAAACUUGAGGAAGGGCCCUCUCAAUCCGAAGUUUCAGAACCCAUCACAGACUCAUCGCAAGGUUGCUGUUACUCUAUUCUAAAUUCAUCUCGAUCCAUUGCUCUUAUGGCUCCCGUUAUAUAUGAAGAACAAUGCUAUAAAAAGAUGAAAAAGAAGUUUAAACAAACUCUAUCCCUCCACUCAAUGAUAACCUAUGUUCUCGAAGAAAAAGAGACAACCCCGUCUAACGAUGCCGCUAUCUGAGCACAAUCUGCAUCAGCCACUGAUACAAACGUUGGAACAGUAAAUGG